Molecule: messenger RNA, 2709 nt
Organism: Myotis daubentonii (Daubenton's bat)
Lineage: Eukaryota; Metazoa; Chordata; Mammalia; Chiroptera; Vespertilionidae
Gene: NKD2
Product: NKD inhibitor of Wnt signaling pathway 2
Biological process (GO): negative regulation of Wnt signaling pathway
Cellular component (GO): cytoplasm
Source: RefSeq, a predicted model, not a curated record
GCGGGCGCGCGCGCUCAGAGGGAAUCGGGCAGCUUCUGUCGCUGCUGUCGCCGCGCCCGCCCGCCCGCCCGCUCCAGCGUCCCGGCUGCACCGGACCCCGGAACCCCACUCCCCCCGACUUGGCGCGGAGGCCCGGCGCCCGGUCCAUGCGGCCCCUCCGCACGCCCAGCCCCAGCACCGGACCCCAGACCCGCACCUGAGCGCGCGCCCGGAGCGCGGGCGGCAGCCAGGGCUGGGGCAGCAUGGGGAAAUUUCAGUCCAAGCACGCCGCCGCAGCCUUCAAGCGGAGAGAGAGCCCUGAAGGGGACAGCUUCGUGGUGUCUGCGUACUCGAGUGGCCGCAAAGGCACCGUGGAGGCGGAGCGGCGCGGCGGCGUGGAGCACCGCGCGCGGGACAAGCAGGAGCUUCACAGUGGGGACCCCAAGGAGGGACCUUUCCGGGAGGACCAGUGUCCUCUAGAGGUGGCACUGCCCCCUGAGAAGGCUGAGGGUCGAGAGGGUACCGGACAGCUCUUCAGUACAGAUGAUGUUGAAAGAGCAGCAAACCGCGAAGGUCUGCGAGGCUUGGGCAAGAAGCGCCUGAACAUCGACGCGCUCCAGUGUGACGUCUCGGUGGAGGAGGACAACCGCCAGGAGUGGACCUUCACGCUCUAUGGCUUCGACAACAGCGGGAAGGCCACCAGGGAGGACAUGUCCAGCCUGAUGCACACCAUCUACGAGGUCGUCGACGCCUCCGUCAACCACUCCUCCGGCAGCAGCAAGACCCUCCGAGUGAAGCUGACCGUCAGCCCCGAGCCCUCCAGCAAAAGGAGGGAGGGUCUCCCCACCAGCCAGGACCGGGAACCCACUCGCUGCAGGACGGAGGGCGAGGUCUUCGAGGACCCCAGGGUGGCUGACAGGAGGCUGUCUGCUCACAUCAGGAGGCCCAAUGCUGACCCCCACCCCUGCCCCGUGAGGGGGCUGUACUGCGUGGAUGAGAACACUGAGCGGAGAAACCACUACCUGGACCUGGCCGGAAUAGAGAACUACACGUCUAAAUUCGGACCUGGGUCCCCGCCAGCACAGGCCAAGCAGGAGCACCAGGGCAAGGCCUCACACCCCCCCAGCAGGUCUCGCUCCCAGGAGUCAGAGGCACACACUGUGCACAACCGCAGGUCCCAGGUGCUGGCUGACCAUGUCCUGCUGGCCGGCGACCCCACUACCCGGGCUCUGGACGUGCAGCCCCGGCUGAAGGGGCAGGAAAAGCAGUUCCUCAAGUCCCCCAAGGGCGCGGGCAGGCCACCUGGGGUGCCCAGUGGGGGCGUGCCCAUUGGGGGCAUGCCAGGUGGGGGCAAGCCCGGGAGGGCUUUCAGCUACCACCCUCCGGCUGCCUUGCCCCAGGCCCCCCAGGACGGUCACCACCUCCCGCAGCCCCCACCGCAGCCCCCGCCGCAGCCCUACGGCCACAAGCGGUACCGGCAGAAGGGCAGGGAGGGCCACUCUCCCCUCAAGGCCGCGCUGGGCCCGCCUGCGGUGAUGGAGCACGAGGUGGUGCGGGACCUGCCGCCCAUGCUGGUGGGGGAGGGCUACUCGGUGCCCGUGGUCCAGCGCCACGAGCACCACCACCACCACGAACACCACCACCACCACCAUUACCACCACCACCACCCGUCCUAGCGUGCACGCCCGCCCGGCGCCCCGGCCAGGAGCCCGGCUGCAGGUCUCCCGUGGCAGCUGCGGUGGCCCCCGUGGACACUCGUGGAGUGGGCCCUUCGCGCUUCCUCUGCUCGCCUUUCCUCCGGGCUCCUGACGGAUGUCGUGUUGGGAUGAGCACGUCUGAUGCCACUGACGUUCCCCAGUUAUGAAGUGAUACUGUGUAACCCAUAAAACCGUAUGUACGCAUAGAAAAGCACAUCGUAUCUUUCAUUUGUGAUCCCAAAAUGAGCCUUCGUGGCGCAGAAGGGACUCUGCUCAGCUGACGUCCAUGUUUGUCUCAUGGUGCCUCAUGCGCUGGGGGCCUGGGACCGAGACGUGCAGGGUGGCGGGGCCUUGCUGUCCCGUAGCCGGGAGUGAACGUAGUGCUGCAGCCCUCGUGUAAUUAUUCGUUCUGAAGCCCAAGGGAGGUGGUUUUGGGGAGCAAUGGUUCCUCCGUGCGCUGCGUGUACGGUGGGGAGUUCUGCCUCACCACACGGAGCACAGAUCAUACAGAAGACUGGCGGGUGCAAGGCGCUCUUCACAGUGGUCACAAAAUUCUGGGGGUGAGGCCAUGAGAGCAAAGAGGAGGUCCAGAUGGGCUGGCACCAGCAUCUUUCAGUGGACAGCAGGGCCGGGGCAGGUGGAAGGUUCCACCCAAAACACCCGCACAGGUAGGAGGCAGGACGCUUGUUCUCUGGGCUCAUGUAAACCAUCAUAGUGCUCAUCAAGCUUCCACGAUGCCCACCUGUGGGAAUAUGUGGCGAUCCUUCUGGGGGGGUGGGUGAGGGAAAGGGGCAGUGACAGUGUCCGAGGGUCGUGGAGCCUUGGCUGGCAGCGUCCCCCUGUGGCAGGACACUGCUGCCCCUUCUUCCAUCUGAGAUGAGCAAGUGACUUUCUGGUACUUUGAGAGUCUGUGCAGGUGAUUUUGCAUUCUCCUUCGUGGAACUGUGUCUAAGAAUCAAGCUAAUUGGUGAUUGACUUGUAAUUGAGUUCCCUCCCCCCUCAGGCAUAAUAAAAAUAUGUGCAUUUUGUAAUA